AUGUCAAAUUUUAUUGGAGUUCAAAAAAGUAAUAGAAAUAAACCUCUGGUCAUAACCAUUACAGCAUGCCAAAACUUACAUUCACACAAAUCACCAGCUUCAUCAGUUAAGUGCCUGACUACGCCUAAAUCAAAGCCAUCUGUAUUCAUUAAGGAAAAAUGUACUGUUAAUCGUACUAUAAAAAGCGAUGGAAAUGAAAUUAUAGAAGAAACCGUUACUAAAACUGUUUCUGACAAUCCCUUCGAAGGUAACGUUAGUGAUUCAAGCCUAAAGACAGAAAAAUGUUGCAGUUGUUCCACUCAGACUGGAAGCGAAAAUAAAAUGGUGAAUGUUCCUUCUGGUAUUACUUUAAAUAUACCAGUGGUGAAGCCAAGAUAUCAUGGACCUUGUUGUGCCUUGGAAAUAUGCGUAUUAGAAAAGCAUCAACCACAAUGCAAAUUCAAGAAAACGAACCCAUGUAAAAAACUCUCUCCAGAUGAUAAAUGCGGUAGUUAUGAAGUAAUUGGAAGGAUGAAAUUUAAAACGUGUGAAGGUACGGAAACAAUUCAACCGCAAUGUCCACCGAAAUGCCCAAUAUCUGGUUCAUCCCAAAAUAUCUGCCCUAAAAAGUCAACUUCAUCGGAAUCAUUGACGCAAAAAGCAUGCUGUUGUAAACGGAAACGAAGGUGGUAUGAAUGUUUAUGUCCUUGUGUACAAACAUUAAAAACGUUUGAUGUAUGUAUCCCUUGA
Messenger RNA from Psylliodes chrysocephalus, 729 nucleotides. The record is from the annotation of a GenBank genome assembly. NCBI's taxonomy places the organism in Eukaryota, Metazoa, Arthropoda, Insecta, Coleoptera, Chrysomelidae.